This is a messenger RNA of Etheostoma spectabile (orangethroat darter), 1651 nucleotides long. RefSeq names its product ankyrin repeat domain 10b (gene ankrd10b). Gene Ontology annotation, molecular function: protein binding. The coding region runs from base 204 to 1235 and encodes 343 amino acids. Lineage: Eukaryota; Metazoa; Chordata; Actinopteri; Perciformes; Percidae. The record is from RefSeq and is a predicted model, not a curated record. The transcript has 6 exons.
UGGCUCCUCUCAAGUUUUUACUCAGGCGCGUGCUCUGCCCACGGAUGUAUAAUAAGACCUGUCUGCUUUGUGUUGUCAGGCAGAGAAACAAAAAUCGCAUCGGUCAGGGUGGCGCGUGUUGUGAUACAUAUGCACCGAACGAUAGUUAUUUCUGUUGUCUGUUUUUAAAGUAGUUAGCGUUAGGCAUUUAUCAUUUUUCUACAAUGUCGGUGGGUGUGGAGUCUGGAUUCUCGAGCGAGGAGGUCUUAAACAGCCGCUUCCCUCUUCACCGGGCAUGCAGGGAUGGUGAUGUCGGUGCCUUGUGCUCCCUGCUCCAGUGCACCUCAAACCCGGCUGACCUCACGGUGGAGGACACUUUCUACGGCUGGACGCCCAUACACUGGGCCGCUCAUUUCGGAAAGCUGGAGUGUGUGAUGCGUCUGGUUCAGGUGGGCUGUGGUGUGAAUGCGGUGACCUCCAGGUUUGCACAGACGCCCACUCACAUUGCUGCAUUUGGGGGCCACCCUGAGUGCUUGUUAUGGCUACUCCAAGCUGGUGCAGAUAUUAACAGACAGGACUAUGUGGGCGAGUCGCCCAUCCACAAGGCUGCUCGUGCGGGCAGUCUGGAUUGUAUCAACGCUCUCUUGAUUCAGGGAGCGAAAGCUGAUAUGAGGAAUGCCAGUGGGCUGACUGCUGCUGACCUGGCCCACGCCCAGGGAUUCCAGGAGUGCGCUGAGAUUCUCUCCAAUGCCCAGAACUUCCAACAAAACAUGGCUCAGUCACAUAACGGGGCUUUUCUCAAUGGCGUGACCCAGAAUGAGGGCCACGCUCGCCCCACUAUCCAGGGACGCAGCUUCUUGAAUGGCGUUCCCAACAGAAAGAGGUCGUUUGAGGGCAUGGAAGCAAACCCAAUGAAGAAGGCUAGAUCAAACGGUCUGGGCAUGCCACCCGGAUUGCUGAAUGGGCCACUGGGAGGCACUGGAGAGGCCCAGAUGGAAAGCAUGAGCAUGGAGUUGGCAGCAACUGUGACCUCAGUGGCAGGUGAGGAUUUUUCCUCAAAUGGUCACAGUCAGCCACAGCUUCCAUUUGGGUGUGACUCAGCAGCAGAAGUCCCCCAGGGCCAACUCGUCUACAACGACUCCUCUGAGAACAACGGCACUGAAGGCAGCCAGGUGGAGCACCAGAAGUCUGUGAAAGCAGAGCAGUUGUAUGACCAUGCCUUCUUUACCACCAUGCUUCUUUACCAUGGAUCCUAAAGUACAGAAGAUCUAGUUGACAGGCUGUUUUUUUGCCUGACUGUCAUAAGCCUAAACAAGCAUUCAUUUGCCUUAAAGCCAUUUAAUAGUCCAUUUAUUCAUUGAAAAUAUUUGUUUUUGAAAAGGGCAGGCCCAUUAUUGAUGGACUGAAAUGUGUAACUGAUUAAUAGUUAAGAAGUGGGUGUUUUGUUUGUGUUGUUAAAGAGAAAGUGUUUGUUUGGCCUGUUUUUUAAGUUUGAUUAAGCUGUAAAUAGUCUAAACUAAGCAUCUGUAUUGAAACACUGCCAAUACUUGUGUUUUUUUGUUUUGUUUUUUUACACUUUGUUGUUUCUGUCUCAACUCGAAGUUGGAUCCCUGCCUCUUGAUGGUAAUACAAACAAUUAAAGUCCCAUGUUACUCAUUAAGAAUUAAAAAAA